Molecule: messenger RNA, 270 nt
Organism: Coccomyxa subellipsoidea C-169
Lineage: Eukaryota; Viridiplantae; Chlorophyta; Trebouxiophyceae; Coccomyxaceae
Product: cytochrome c6
Exons: 3
Molecular function (GO): heme binding; electron transfer activity; iron ion binding
Source: RefSeq, a predicted model, not a curated record
GCAGGAGCUGCUGACCUUUCCGCAGGAGAGGAGGUCUUCUCCAACAACUGCGCUGCGUGCCACACUGGCGGCGCAAACGUGGUGCAGGCUGAGAAGACCCUGCAGAAGGAUGCGCUCGUUGCGCAUUGGUGUUUUGCUGAUAUGCUCCUCUCUGCGCAGGUGACCAACGGCAAGAAUGCGAUGCCUGCAUGGGCCGGCCGUCUGAGUGAGGACGAGAUCCAGGAUGUGGCUGCCUACGUUUAUGACCAGGCCUCCAACGACAAGUGGUAG